Penicillium coprophilum is the source of this 231-nucleotide messenger RNA. RefSeq lists its product as uncharacterized. Lineage: Eukaryota; Fungi; Ascomycota; Eurotiomycetes; Eurotiales; Aspergillaceae. The transcript has a single exon. Bases 1 to 231 code for a protein of 76 amino acids. The record is from RefSeq and is a predicted model, not a curated record.
AUGCGUAUUGAGCGGCGCAACCUUCUGCAGCGGGAACUGAUAUUUUACAAUGAGUGCUACCACGUUCUGCUGGCACUCCCCCGAUGGGCACUUGACCCCGUGCGAUUCCCUGCUAUUGUGAGAUCAAUGGUACGCCGAGUGCGAGGUUUGAAUGACGAGCUCACAGCGCUACGUAUUGAAGAAGAGGAAGACGCCGAGAUUUUUGAGCAUUUGUGGGGAGGAGGUUUUUGA